GUUUUCAUUUCUCUUCCCCGUAGCGAAAUUUUAGGUUUUUUUUCCGUCGUAGUGAUGCAGCAACCACCGUCAAACGCCGCCGGAGCUGGACAGAUACCAUCGGGACAGCAACAGUUGUGGAUGAUGAUGCAACAGCAGCAGCAACAGCAGCAGCAGCAGCAGCAGAGGCAGUUUUCUGCGGCGCCACUAGGUCAACAGCAGUACGGUGUUGGAUCUCAGAAUCCAGGAUCCGAGGUCAAAUCGUUGUGGAUCGGAGACUUGCAGCAAUGGAUGGACGAGAACUACAUCAUGAGCGUCUUUAAUCAGUCUGGCGAGGCUCAAUCGGCUAAAGUCAUUCGUAAUAAGCUGACGGGACAAUCUGAAGGUUAUGGAUUCAUUGAGUUUGUCAACCAUUCUGUAGCAGAGCGGGUUUUGCAAACUUACAAUGGUGCUCAAAUGCCGAGCACUGAACAGACGUUUAGGCUCAACUGGGCUCAGGCAGGGGCUGGAGAGAAACGCCACCAGACUGAAGGGCCUGACCAUACGAUUUUCGUAGGCGACUUGGCACCUGAGGUGACUGACUACAUGCUCUCGGACACGUUUAAGAAUGUGUAUGGGUCUGUCAAGGGGGCUAAAGUUGUGGUUGACAGGACCACUGGAAGGUCCAAGGGCUAUGGGUUUGUUAGGUUUGCGGACGAAAAUGAGCAGAUGCGUGCCAUGACCGAAAUGAAUGGUCAAUACUGCUCGACCAGGCCUAUGCGUAUUGGUCCGGCUGCCAAUAAGAAUGCUCUUCCGAUGCAACCAGCUAUGUAUCAAAACACUCAAGGAGGAAAUGCUGGCGAUAGCGAUCCAAAUAACACAACAAUUUUUGUUGGGGGUCUGGAUGCUAAUGUUACAGAUGAUGAAUUAAAGUCAAUUUUUGGUCAAUUUGGGGAACUUCUUCAUGUUAAAAUACCUCCAGGAAAACGUUGUGGAUUUGUUCAAUAUGCCAACAGGGCGACUGCAGAGCAUGCACUUUCGGUACUGAAUGGAACACAAUUAGGUGGACAAAGCAUCCGUCUUUCGUGGGGACGUAGUCCAAACAAGCAGCCUGAUCAAGCGCAAUGGAACGGUGGUGGAUACUAUGGAUACCCUCCACAGCCACAGGGCGGCUAUGAACCAUAUGGUUAUGCAGCUCAACCUAAUCAGGAUCCUAAUGCGUACUAUGGCGGUUACACUGGCUAUGGCAACUAUCAACAGCAACGUCAGUGAAACAUCAACAUCAGCUUUUUCUACCAAUGUCUUGGAACAAAAUGUGUCAUUAAGUCUUCUUAGGACUUUUAGAUUUUAAGUGUGCUCUCUCUUUUUACUAGAUGUGAGUUUUAUUUUGCAAAUGAGUCGAUCUUGGAUUUGCUAUGAACAAAUUAUUUGCUGAAUG
Molecule: messenger RNA, 1396 nt
Organism: Arabidopsis arenosa
Lineage: Eukaryota; Viridiplantae; Streptophyta; Magnoliopsida; Brassicales; Brassicaceae
Source: the annotation of a GenBank genome assembly